UUUCUGGACUGUCGAUAUCUUUGGGUGGCCCUCAUUUUUUACUUUCAAAAUUCUUAAAUUCGGCUGCGGAACUAAAAAGGAGAAUUCUGGCUUCUUAGCCUUAUGAAAUGGCAUUCUGAAUGAUUUCUUUAGAUAAUUUCUCGAGCUCCUGAAUUACAGCGCAGAAAUUUUUUUUUCGGAAAAUCCUAAAAAAAUUUUGCUGCGCACUAGAUGUGACUGAAAUGGGCGAGUAGUUUGUUGAAAGUUUUUGGGCUUUUUUUCAUAGAAAUGAUUGAAACCGAGAAGGCGGUUGCAAUAUUUUGUUUAAUUUAUUGUUGAUUUUCGUCAGAAUUUUGUUAAUUUAGAAUAUUUAAUUAUUAUUUUGAAUAAUUUGUGAUUAAUGUACAUUAAUUAAUGGAUGAAAACGAUAAAUGGUCACAGCGAAGGCUGCGGCAUUGUGUACAAUAUGGAAUUAAACCUGACAUUCUUGCGGAAAAAUUAUGUUCAAUAUCGAGAAAUGGAGUUUCACAUACAAACGAAGAGGAUGAUUCGACAAAACGACCUCAUGCACACUCGACGCGGUCAAUUAAAUCAACAGCUACAGCUCUUUCGAGAACCCGAUCACUCGAUCGAACACAUAUCAAUAGGGAAUGCUUCCUUGAAAAAAGAGAAAGUGUUCUAGGAAUGGCUUGCAGAGGAUUAAAUUCUGUUGUUACAGGUGAUUUAUUUCGCCAAAUUCAAGAAGGUAAUUCUUCAAAGAGGGCUACUGUUACAAGGAUAUCUACUUGCGUAUCUAUACGAGACAAAGAUAGAUUGCCAGAUGUUUUUAACAGUUUCCCUUCUAAUCAAAAAAGUCUUCGAUGUGAUUUAAGUUUGGGUAUAAAUAAUACAGCAACAAACACUUGUUUAUUAAAUGAUGUUGAAAAUAAUCAUCACGACCUUGAGCAUACAAAAUCUUUAAAUUUAAUCUCAAACAAGUCACAGAAACAGAUGGAUUUGGACGAUGAAGACCUUAAUGGAAUUAUAUUUAUUGAUGUACCAAAUAAAACUACUUCGAGCAUUGAUAAUAACGAUCGUCAGGAGAUUAUUACAAAUUCACUUUCACCCGAUUUUUGUCAAAUUUCUAAUCGGAAUGGAAAUACUCACGACAUGGAGUUAAACAAUGUAUCCAAACUUCAUAAAUUUACAAGUUUGUUUGGAAGCGGAGAGGACAGUGUUUUAAGGUUUCGGGCAUUUAGAAAGUUUAACUUUACAAAGAGAAUUACAAAUGACUCAAUUGAAAAUAGCCGAAGGAAAAGAUUACCAAUUUAUGGACAAUAUAUUUCUGAUCCUCUUUUAAUUGUAAAAUUAAAAGAUUAUUCCUGUGAUUAUAGACCUUGUUUUACAUAUUGGAUUAGCACAGUUCAUGUUUUUGUUUUGCUCUUUAUGGUUUUAAAUUUUGGAAUUGGAACUGAUUUUUUAAAUAUUUUUUAUAAUCCUUUUGGUGUUAUUGAACGUAGUGGAAAUGUAAUGACUUCAUCUCUUUCUGCUGCACAUAUUGUUGUUUGGGAGCAAAAUAAUAUUUGGAUAGGACCAAAAUAUUCAGAUUUAGUUCAUGUUGGUGCUAAAUACACACCUUGUAUGAGAAGAGAUCAGAAAAUAUAUGAACAAAUAUUGCGUGAAAGACGAAUAGAAUCAGAAACAACUGGAUGUUGUGUUGGACCUUGGGGUUGUUAUCAAACAUCUGAAUGCCCGAAACAAUUUGCUCAACAUAUAAAAUGGACAAAUGGAACAUUUCCUGAACGUUUUAAUUUUCGUGUUGCUUGUGGGCAAGAUCCCCGUUAUUGUGUAAAACCCCGUUCUGUUCAUCCAUUUCUUUGGGGAAUCGACUUGAUUGACUGGCCUAUUUGUGAACAAAAAGCUUCUUCAAUCCCAGCAACAAUCAAACACAUGCAGUGUGAAGUGACUGGACGUCCUUGUUGCAUCCAAAUGCAUGGACAGUGUAGAAUAACUUCUAGAGAAUAUUGCGAUUUUGUUGGAGGUUAUUACCAUCCAAAUGCAGUACUUUGCUCACAGGCAAUCAGAAUUUUCCAAUACUUUUUCUAA
Meloidogyne enterolobii is the source of this 2064-nucleotide messenger RNA. Lineage: Eukaryota; Metazoa; Nematoda; Chromadorea; Rhabditida; Meloidogynidae. The record is from the annotation of a GenBank genome assembly.